CAAAGCCGUCUUCAUCGCUCUCUUCCUCUUCGCCAUCCUGCUCAUCCUCUACGUUAUCCUGUGGUACAUCUGCCGCGACGCCGACAACGACUACAUCUGAGCUCGUGCGCGAAGGUCACGGAGGGGAACGGCGACGGUAGGACGAUGGUGGCUAUAAUGACCUUGGUCAUACUGGAGGAGCACUCAGUGUGACAGCAGAGGAGGUGGACAGAAGGCCAGAUAUGGAAGGAUCCGGAAACUGUAACAGGCGAGCAAGGAAGAACUGACCUGGGCUGACAAAUGGGGGACUGACUGGGACUGAUAAACGACAGGAAUACUAGGACACCAAGGAUGAAGAUGGGAGGGAAAAGAGAAAGACUGGAAUAACAGACCAUCAGCACUUUCAUCAUGAAUAAGUCUUCGGGUCUGCAGCAUUUGGACUGAGGUGCUGGUUAACGCUUAUUGUGAUUGUGUGUUGGGAGUGUCGGCCUGAUGGAGCUGCAGCAGAGGCGUUCGGUGGCGCUCAACAUAUACAAUCAUGGGGAAGAAAGAGAAACAGCAGAAACCAAAACUGAGGAUGUCUAUCAGUGUCUGCAGUAUCCUCCAACAGCCCAAAGGACAGAUGCCACCAAACGACCUGCUUUAGGGAGGAAGAUGAUGUUCCUGCUUAUAGCUCUCAUUGUUCUCUUACUGACCCUCAACCUCAUCAUCUCAGCAGUGCACUUCUUUCACUUCAGACAGACGCUGGGAGUGAUGAACAGACAGAGCACGAGCAAAGAGGUGUGGCAUCUCCAUGACAACGUGUUUUAUUUGUUCCGGAACGAGCUUGGUGACUGCAACACUGCCAAGAGAUUCUGUGCCAACAGAAACGCCAGCCUCGCCACUGUAACACAGCACAACAUGGAAUGGCUGCAGUCACACACCAAAGGAAAUCACCUCAUAGUAAGGAGGAGCCAAUCUGACGGAUCUGGAGACUCUGACUCCACAUUUAUGGAUGAAGAUGAUUCUGAGUGUGACCUCCUUGGUGUGACCCCUGAGCAGGUGGAGGGAUGGGUGUGUGAGAGAGCAGCACAGAUCUCAUGACUGUAUUUUGAAUAUUAAACUGUAUUUUGAAUAUUAAA
Molecule: messenger RNA, 1100 nt
Organism: Colossoma macropomum (tambaqui)
Lineage: Eukaryota; Metazoa; Chordata; Actinopteri; Characiformes; Serrasalmidae
Exons: 8
Coding region: 472-1062 (196 amino acids)
Source: RefSeq, a predicted model, not a curated record